CAGGCCUGCCCGCUCGGCCUAAGCGGUGGCCUGGCGGCUCUGCUGGGGCAGGGACCGCCCCUCCCGGCUGCCCCGGGCCACUUUCUGCACGCCGCCUCUCCCGGCUUCCCGCGCCCGGUCCGGGUGAGCGGCCGCCCCGCCGACCUCGACUCGCUCGCCCGGGCCCGGCCUCGGCUUCUCCGCGCAGGCCGCGGAGGCUCGGGGCGCGGCCACAGGGGCGCGGCCUUCGCUGCGGUCGGGCCAGUUCCCGUUCCCGGCCGGUGCGGCGGCUGCUCCCUCCCUGGCCGUGGUGAAGCUGUGGUCGCCGCGCGCUCCCGGCCCGGCAUCCGCCAGUCUCAGUGUUCCCGCUCGCGCCCUCCCGGCGCAUCAGGCUCUCGCUCCCUGCGAGGUCUCCACACCUGGUGACCAAGGUGACCUCUGCAACCUCUGUGCUUGGGCUCCGCUGGAUGAUUUUGCACAGAACAAAGCUGCUGCUGAAUGGACGUGUUUGCCAGUAACUUCAGGGAACAUUGAGGGUUUGCGCUGAGAGGCUGGCCUUGUAUCCCGAUUGCCCUUCUGCCAGGAAGGCACAUGCAGCCAAAAAUGAAUUUGGGAGAAGCAGCCACUUGCUCCUGUAACCAUGGAAAAGCAGGGCCGCAGUGAGAUGGAAAUAAUCCCGCCAGAGUCUCACUCCUACAUCAAAUUGUUGAAAGUCAACCGGGAGCAUCUGGUCACUCACGUCCGCAACACUCAGUGUCUGCUGGACAACUUGCUACAGAAUGACUACUUCUCCGCCGAAGACGUGGAGAUCGUGUGUGCCUGCCCCACGCAGCCCGACAAGGUCCGCAAAAUUCUGGACCUGGUGCAGAGCAAGGGCGAGGAGGUGUCCGAGUUCUUCCUCUAUGUGCUACAGCGACUCACAGACGCUUACGUGGACCUCAGGCCUUGGCUGUCGGAGAUCAGCUUCUCCCCUUCCCAGCUCAUUCAGAGCAAAGCUGUUGUCAACACGGAUCCAGUGAGCAGAUACAGCCAGAAGCUGCGACAGCAACUGGGCCGCGACUCCAAGUUCAUCCUGUGCUACGCCCAGAAGGAGGAGCUGCUGCUGGAGGAGAUGUACACGGACACCGUCGUGGAACUGGUCGACUUCGGCAACGAGAGCCUGGGCAGCCUGGGUAGCCUGGCCUGCCUCCUGGACCCCGUCACGGGCGUCCUCAACGAGCAGGGCGAGACCAUCUUCAUCUCUGGCGACGCGGGUGUGGGCAAGUCCAUGCUGCUGCAGCGGCUGCAGAGCCUCUGGGCCGCGGGCCAGCUGGACGCUGAGCUCAGGUUCUUCUUCCACUUCCGCUGCCGCACCUUCAGCUGCUUCAAGGAGAGCGCCUCGCUGUGCCUGCGGGACCUGCUCUUCAAGCACUACUGCUACCCCGAGCAGGACCCCGAGGAGGUGUUCGCCUUCCUGCUGCGCUUCCCGCACACGGCCCUCUUCACCUUCGACGGCCUGGACGAGCUCCACUCGGACUUUGACCUGAGCAGCGAGCCCGACACCUCCUCCCCCUGGGAGCCCGCCCACCCCCUGGUCCUGCUGGCCAACCUCCUCAGCGGGAAGCUGCUCAAGGGGGCGCGCAAGCUGCUCACGGCCCGCACGGGCGUCGAGAUCCCGCGGCAUCUCCUCUGGAAGAAGGUGCUCCUGCGCGGCUUCUCCCCCAGCCACCUGCGCGCCUACGCUGGGAGGAUGUUCCCCGAGCGCUCCGUGCGCCAGCGCCUGCUGGAUCAGCUGGAAGCCAACGCCAACCUCUUCAGCCUGUGCGCCGUGCCCCUCUUCUGCUGGAUCAUCUUCCGGUGCUUCCAGCACUUCUACGACACCUUCGACGGCUUCCUGCAGCUGCCCGACCGCACGGUGACGCUCACCGACGUCUUCCUGCUGGUCACCGAGGUCCACCUGAACAGGACGCAGCCCACCAGCCUGAUGCAGCGGAACACGCGGAGCCAGACGGAGACCUUCCGCGCCAGCCGGGGCACCCUGCGCUCGCUGGGCCAGGUGGCUCACCGGGGCAUGGAGAAGAGCUUCUUUGUCUUCAGCCAGGAGGAGGUGCAGGCGUCCGAGGUGCAGGAAGGGGGCCUGCAGCUGGGUUUCCUGCGGGCCGUGCCGGAACUGGGCCUCGGAGGGGGGGAACAGCAGUCCUAUGAGUUUUUCCACCUCACCCUCCAGGCCUUCUUUGCUGCCUUUUUUCUGGUGGUGGACGACAAGGUGGGCACUCGGGAGCUGCUCCGCUUCUUCCAGGAGUGGACUCCUCACGGGGAGGCAGCAGCUGCGUCCUGCUAUCCCCACUUCCUACCCAUCCAGUGCCUGGGGGGCCGCGGCCUGGCCCGGGAAGACCCCUUUAAGAACAAGGAUCACUUUCAUUUCACCAACCUCUUCCUGUGCGGACUGCUGUCCAAAGGCAAACAGGAACUCCUGCGGCACCUGGUGCCUGCCACCGCCCUGCGGAGAAAGCGCAGGGCCCUGUGGGCUUACCUGUUCGCCAGCCUGCGCUCUUACCUGAAGCACCUGCCCCGAGUUCACUCUGGGAGCUUCAGCCAGGUGCAGGCCAUGCCCACCUUCAUCUGGAUGCUGCGCUGCAUCUACGAGACGCAGAGCGAGAAGGUGGGGCAGCUGGCGGCCAGGGGCAUCUGCGCCAACUACCUCAAGCUGACCUUCUGCAACGCCUGCUCGGCCGACUGCAGCGCCCUCUCCUUCGUCCUGCACCACUUCCCCAAGCAGCUGGCGCUCGACCUGGACAACAACAACCUCAACGACUAUGGUGUGCGGGAACUGCAGCCCUGCUUCAGCCGCCUCACCGUCAUCAGACUCAGUGUGAACCAGAUCACCGACAGUGGGGUGAAGGUGCUAUGUGAAGAGCUGACCAAAUACAAAAUUCUGACAUUUUUAGGCUUAUACAACAACCAAAUCACCGAUGUCGGAGCCAGGUACAUCGCCAGAAUCCUGGAUGAGUGCACGGGCCUCACGCACCUGAAACUGGGAAAAAACAAAAUAACAAGCGAAGGAGGAAAGUGUCUCGCCCUGGCUGUGAAGAACAGCAAAUCCAUCUUUGAAGUUGGGAUGUGGGGCAAUCAGAUCGGUGAUGAAGGAGCGAGGGCCUUCGCAGAGGCUCUGAGGAACCACCCGAGCUUGACUAACUUGAGUCUUGCAUUCAAUGGCAUUUCUACAGAAGGAGGAAAGAGCCUCGCGUGGGCCCUGCAGCAGAAUGCGUCUCUGAGAAUAUUCUGGCUCACCAAAAAUGAACUUGAUGAUGAAGUGGCAGAGAGCUUGGCAGAGAUGUUGAAAGUCAACCAGACGUUGAAACAUUUAUGGCUUAUCCAGAACCAGAUUACAGCCAAGGGGAUCGCCCAGUUGGCAGAUGCAUUACAGAAGAACACUGGCAUAAUGGAGAUUUGCUUAAAUGGAAACUUGAUAAAACCAGAGGAGGCCAAAGUCUUUGAAGGUGAGCUUCUGUGCAGAGAAGUGGAGACUUCUCCUAAUUAAGAAAAAGAUAGCAGAAAAUUUGGGGAAAUAAAGGAAUUCCACACACUUAGGAUAUGACUCUUUCUUUCCACAGGAACUGUGAGUUGAUUUAGGGAGAGAAACUAUAGCUCCUGUAUUUCAGAACUACAUUUAUGGCUUGUCCUUGCUGAUUUGGAACUUAUGAAAUAAGCCAUGUCAAAUCACUGUGGGGCUUUGGGCCACAUCUUGAGACUGUCAGAAUCUCAAUUUCCUCCUUGAAAAAUGGGAAUCCCAGAGUACUGGCUCCCAGAGUUGUUGUGAGGAUUAAAUGGGCUGAAGCAUGGAAAGCAGCACAAUGCCCCGUGCAGGGUCAGUGCUCAAUAUACAAUAUUAUUAAACCAACGUUUCUCAUUUCUGCUCACAAUGGCACCCCCUGGUGUCCUCUUCACACUCUUAGGCUUAGGGAACUUCCCAACAAGGUCAAAUAUGGGACUGGAAGUUCUCAAAGUCAAGUCUAAAAACAGUCAACAUCGAGCUUCCUGCAAUAUCCUGGCUCCGUCAGUGAAAAGCAUAGCUGUUAGUUGUCAUCAUUCUUACCAAAGAGCCCUACCAUUUAA
Molecule: messenger RNA, 4074 nt
Organism: Kogia breviceps (pygmy sperm whale)
Lineage: Eukaryota; Metazoa; Chordata; Mammalia; Artiodactyla; Physeteridae
Source: RefSeq, a predicted model, not a curated record